This is a messenger RNA of Vigna umbellata (rice bean), 1592 nucleotides long. The record is from RefSeq and is a predicted model, not a curated record. NCBI's taxonomy places the organism in Eukaryota, Viridiplantae, Streptophyta, Magnoliopsida, Fabales, Fabaceae.
GCAGUUAGUCAUCACCCUUGUGUUUAUAUUCAGUAUUUCUGUAAAAGUGUUAUUUUCAAUAUAAAAGUGUUAUUUUCAAUAUAAGAAAUAUUUACGAAACCAACAAACUCAGCCUCGUCGUAACACCUAGCGUCAAUCGCCGGCUUCGCAGAUUUGUUUUCUUAUUCGUCCAACAUCGUCAUCGUUAUCAUCAUCACACUGUGCCAUGGCCGUCACGCCCUCCACCUCUCUCCUCUCCUUCCUCCAACGCCUCCAAAAAACCGCCUUCGAAGCGUUCGGCGGUCCCGAUUUCGAUCCCAAGACCUACGUCGACGUGCCUCUUAAGUUCGCACUAUCCGUCACCCAGGACGCGUUCCAGAAGCUUCCGCGUAACGCCGACGGCACCGUGCCGGCUGAAGAUUUAAAGCGCUUUCUAGAAGCCUAUUUCGGAGGUGCAGGGGACGAUCUGGUGCACCUGACCCCACACGAUUUCGUUCGCGAACCGGAGGGUUUCUUGCCCAAGGUCAAACACCCUCAGGUGCGGGCCUGGGCCUUGCAGGUCCAUUGGCUUUGGAAAAACUUGACCCGGAAAGUAUCCGAUGCGGUGCAGGCGCACCCGGAUUUGCAUACGCUGCUCCCUCUCCCCGGUUCCGUUGUCAUUCCCGGUUCGCGUUUUCGCGAGGUUUAUUACUGGGAUUCUUACUGGGUUAUUAGGGGCCUGAUCGCGAGUAAAAUGCACGACACUGCUACUGCUAUUGUGACCAACCUCAUUUCCUUGAUAGAACAAUAUGGAUUUGUUCUUAAUGGUGCUAGAGCAUACUACAGUAACAGGAGCCAGCCUCCUCUUUUAAGCGCUAUGAUUUAUGAGAUAUACCGUACCACCGGUGACGUGGAAUUGGUUAAAAGAUCUCUACCUGCACUAAUCAAAGAGUAUGAAUUUUGGAAUUCAGAUAUACACAAGGUGACCAUUUUGGAUGCUCAAGGUUGCACUCACACCUUAAAUCGCUAUAAUGCAAUGUGGGACAAACCCAGGCCAGAAUCAUCCAUUAAGGACCAGGUAUUUGCUUCCAACUUCUCGAGUGUUUCAGAAAAACAGCAGUUUUACCGUGACCUGGCUUCAGCUGCUGAAUCAGGAUGGGAUUUCAGCACUAGAUGGAUGAGAAACCCGCCUAAUUUCACAACAUUGGCUACAACUUCCGUAAUACCUGUUGAUUUAAAUGCAUUUAUACUCGGGAUGGAACUUAAUAUUGCCUUCUUUGCAAAAGUUGUUGGAGAUAAUGGCACUGCUGAACGGUUCCUGGAAAAUGCUGAUCUUAGAAAGAAGGCAAUGGACUCUGUUUUCUGGAAUGCAAACAUGAAACAAUGGCUUGACUACUGGCUCGAAAAUACAUGUGAGGAGGUUCAUGUUUGGAAAAACGGGCGCCAGAAUAAAAAUGUAUUUGCUUCCAAUUUUGUUCCUUUGUGGAUGAAACCAUUUUAUUCAGACACUUCACUUGUGGCUAGUGUCGUUGAAAGUCUCAAAACUUCCAACCUUGUCCGUGCCGCUGGAGUUGCAACUUCUUUGACUGAUUCAGGACAACAGUGGUAAGUAAUAUAAGCAGGGUGAGACUGGG